UCAAAACACAACUUUAUUCACAUUAGUAAUGUGUUUAACCAACCCUUUUUACUUGGCUUACAGUUCAAUAUUUAAAGCUUCUAUCUUCAUCACCCUUCAUUUUCAAAACAAACUGAAACCCUAGAAUCAGUUUCUUUCUUCUCGUGUCUUCCCUUACCAUGGCAGAAGAGGAAGUAAUAUUGGUUUCAUUGCCACACAGAGUGGUAUUCUUAUUCAUGAUUGUUAUUGCUUGCAUUGCAGAAAAGAGAGAUAUAUACUUGGUUCUAAUGGAAGGUGACCCGGUCGCGUUUUAUCAAGGUCCGAUGCCUCUUGAAGAAGGAAGAAAACUCGACCCUUACAGUGAAGUUUCUGAGGCUUAUGCAAAGCACUUGGUGGAGUCUCAUGAUCAACUUCUACAAAGGACUCUAGUUACAGGAAGCUACAACAAGCUUUACAGCUUCAAACACAUUGUCAAUGGCUUUGCAGUCCACACUUCUCUUUCUCAGGUCAAAAAGAUCAAACGCACUCAGGGAGUGAAGUUGGUGGAGAGAGAUAGGGGAGCCAAGAUGAUGACAAGUUACACCCCUCAAUUCCUGGGUUUACCAGAAGGAGUUUGGACACAGCAAGUGGAAGGAGGAGAGAGAAAUUCAGGUGAAGGUAUGGUGAUUGGUUUCGUUGACACAGGAAUCAACCCUUUUCACCCAAGCUUUGCCUAUGAUCCAAUGAGUCCUUUCGCGUCGAAUCGUUCUCACUUUUCGGGUGCUUGUGAGGACGGUCCUCGAUUCCCUGCAAAUUCCUGCAAUGGUAAGAUAGUUUCUGCAAGGUUUUUCUCAGCUGGAGCUCAAGCAGUUGUUACUCUUAAUGCCUCAGUGGACUUCCUCUCACCAUUUGAUGCAGUUGGACAUGGCAGCCACGUGGCAUCGACAGCAGCUGGGAAUUCAGGAGUUCCGGUGGUUGUGAAUGGCUUCUGCUAUGGGCAAGCCAGUGGAAUGGCGCCACAUGCACGAAUUGCUGUUUAUAAGGCUAUAUAUCCGAGCUUGGGGACUCUUGCAGAUGUGGUUGCUGCAAUUGAUCAAGCAGCACAAGAUGGAGUGGAUAUCUUAUCACUGUCCAUUGGACCAGAUGAGCUACCAGAAAAAACACUCACUUUCUUGAAUGUGUUUGAUAUAUUCAUGUUGUCUGCAAGGAAGGCUGGGGUGUUUGUGGUGCAAGCCGCUGGCAACAAGGGUCCGAGCCCCUACACGGUGGUGUCUUAUAGCCCUUGGGCCAUGGGUGUGGCUGCUUGCACCACAGACAGAACUUACACUGCUACUCUUGUCCUUGGCAAUGGUCAAAAGCUUGGUGGGGUGGGAUUAUCAGGACCAAGUUUUGGAAAUGGCUUACUGCAAUACAAGCUGGUCUUAGCUAGAGAUGCAGUUAGGGCAGACCACUCAUUCCCAAAAACAGCACCAUACAUAGAAGAGUGUCAAUACCCCGAGGCACUUGAUCCAUUUGUAGUGCUAGGGAGUGUUGUAAUCUGCACUUUCUCAGAUGGGUUUUACAAUGGAACUUCUUCAGUCACAGCCAUUAUCGACACAGCAAGGACUCUUGGAUUCAUGGGUUUUGUGUUAGUUGCAAACCCAGCAUUUGGUGAUUUCAUUGCAGAGCCAAUUCCAUUAUCUGUUCCUGGAAUCAUGAUCCCAAGAACCAGCGAUGCACGGAUUAUAUCACAGUACUAUGAACAGCAAACAUGGAGGGACAAAAGGGGGAUUGUAACCAGAUAUGGUGGGAGAGCAGCCAUAGGUGAUGGAAGAGUUGCUUCAUACAUGGGAGGAAGAGCCCCAAUUGUAAGUAGAUUCUCUUCAAGAGGGCCUGACUUCAUUGACCUCAAUAGGACUCCUACUGAUGUUCUCAAGCCUGAUAUUUUGGCUCCUGGUCACCAAAUUUGGGCAGCUUGGAGCCCCUUCAGUGUUUUGGAUCCCAUCCUCCUCGGUGACAAUUUUGCAUUGUUGUCUGGUACAAGCAUGGCAACACCUCAUAUAGCUGGUAUAGCAGCUCUCAUCAAGCAAAAGAACCCUAGUUGGACCCCAUCUAUGAUAGCUUCAGCAAUCUCAACCACUGCUACUAAGUAUGACAUUAAUGGAGAUCCCAUAUUGGCCCAAGGAUCGGAUAUCUAUAGCUUAUAUCCUUCAACUCCUUUUGAUUUCGGGUCGGGUCUUGUCAACCCUGCCAAGGCUAUGGAUCCGGGACUGGUCUUUCCAUCAGAAUACGAGGACUACAUCAACUUCUUGUGCUCUCUUCCAAACACUGAUCCAUCAAAAAUCAAGACAGCAACUGGCAGAUCAUGCAACACCCCCUUUGCCAACCCAUCUGAUCUGAACACCCCUUCAGUCACUAUCUCAUCACUCAGCGGUUUCCGAUUAGUCAGACGAAUCGUCAAGAACGUAGGAACCAAGCCAGAGACAUACCUCUGCGCGGUGCUAGUGCCAGAGGGGGUGACAGUGAAAUUGAAUCCAUCAUGGUUCACAAUUGCUCCACAGGGAAGUCAAGAGUUGGGGAUAGAACUCAAUGUGACAAAACCACAAGAUGGUUUCAGGUUUGGGGAGAUUGUGUUGACUGGGAAUUUGAAUCACAUUGUCACAAUAACAUUGUCGGUUUGGCCGGUUUCGAUGUCCUGA
Messenger RNA from Camellia sinensis, 2636 nucleotides. RefSeq names its product PA-domain containing subtilase family protein (gene ALE1). Lineage: Eukaryota; Viridiplantae; Streptophyta; Magnoliopsida; Ericales; Theaceae. Gene Ontology annotation, molecular function: serine-type endopeptidase activity. Gene Ontology annotation, biological process: proteolysis. The record is from RefSeq and is a predicted model, not a curated record.